Messenger RNA from Budorcas taxicolor (takin), 657 nucleotides. It is a transcript of the gene FGF19, whose product is annotated as fibroblast growth factor 19. The record is from RefSeq and is a predicted model, not a curated record. The coding region runs from base 1 to 657 and encodes 218 amino acids. Gene Ontology annotation, cellular component: extracellular region; cytoplasm. Lineage: Eukaryota; Metazoa; Chordata; Mammalia; Artiodactyla; Bovidae. The transcript is spliced from 3 exons. Gene Ontology annotation, biological process: regulation of cell migration; cell differentiation; positive regulation of protein phosphorylation. Gene Ontology annotation, molecular function: growth factor activity; fibroblast growth factor receptor binding.
AUGCGGAGCGCUCCGAGCCGGUGCGCCGUGGCCCGCGCCCUGGUACUGGCCGGCCUCUGGCUGGCCGCAGCCGGGCGCCCCCUGGCCUUCUCGGAUGCGGGGCCGCACGUGCACUACGGCUGGGGCGAGUCGGUUCGCCUGCGGCACCUGUAUACCGCGGGCCCGCAGGGCCUCUACAGCUGCUUUCUGCGCAUCCACUCCGACGGCGCCGUGGACUGCGCGCAGGUCCAGAGCGCGCACAGUUUGAUGGAGAUCAGGGCGGUCGCUCUGAGCACCGUGGCCAUCAAGGGCGAGCGCAGCGUGCUCUUCCUCUGCAUGGACGCCGACGGCAAGAUGCAAGGGCUGACCCAGUACUCAGCCGAGGACUGCGCUUUCGAGGAGGAGAUCCGUCCUGACGGCUACAACAUGUACUGGUCCAGGAAGCACCAUCUCCCGGUCUCUCUGAGCAGCUCCAGGCAGAGGCAGCUGUUCAAAAGCAGGGGCUUCCUGCCGCUGUCUCACUUCCUGCCCAUGCUGUCCACCAUCCCGGCCGAACCCGAAGACCUCCAGGAACCCCUGAAGCCUGAUUUCUUUCUGCCCCUGAAAACAGAUAGCAUGGACCCUUUCGGGCUCGCCACCAAACUGGGAUCGGUGAAGAGUCCCAGCUUCUAUAGUUAA